AACCUCCUUGUCCCUCAUCCCCCCCCGUCAACGACAUCCGAGUUUCCGCCCAGCGCAGGGAAGCGACCGCGAUUUUCUUCUCGAACGAGACGCGUCCUCGAUUCUCGUCGACCGCGCGCUCUGUUUUUAAACGUGUGAAGUGCAUAACUUGGGUGGUAGAAAGCGCGAAGCGCCUUUUGUCUCGCGACCAGUGAUCGCCGAGUCGCGGCCCCGCCGCCGUCUUGUUUUUCUCGAUCCCGUCGCAUAUUCGCCCGUCGUGUGUCGAGAGAAUACCUCUCCGCCGUCGGUCGGUAGUGUGUACUUGCGCUUCUUGGAUACGCGGUCACGCAUGCACGCAUGGACAAGCAACGGCGACGCGGCACUGCCCCAAUGAUGGCCGUGCCGGGCAUUACCGUUGACGUAGUGAUGUAUUAUUAGUGGUGCGCGUCGCGGGAAAGUGCUGUAGUGCUGCCGUCUCGCUCGCUCUCGCUCUCUCGCCGCUCACUUCGGUCCGUAUAUCUCGGCACCGAUAAUAGCGCGGAGUGUGCUCCCCGUCAUCGUCGUCGUCGUCAUCGUCGUCGUCGUCGUCGUCGUCGUCGCCGCCGCCGCCGUCGCCGCCGUCGUCUCCGUCUCCGUCGCGGAAAUCAGUGAUCGCGGCGAAGGGCAGGCACGAUACGUACGCGGCGGUUCACACGUAUUUCGCCCAUCCCGCUCGCCCGCCCACGAGUUCCACGCAGUGAGAGUUUCGUAUUUAUCAGUGCACGACAGUUUCGUUCGCUCCUGUGGUGUUAUAUGUGUGGAUUAUCAUAUUUGGAUAACUCCGUAUUAUCGUAUUGGAUAUACUGCGAUCGCCGUCGUCGCGGCCCACGUCCCAAGCCUCAUCUCGCCAGAGCCGCCGCACGGCCCGAGAUCGUGAUUCCGCCUGGCGAGCUCUGUCCCUCGGAGGAGCCCCGUGAGUGAAAGGAAACGCGGAAACGGAGCGGGCUUCCCUCCGGCAAUUACCGAGACGAUCUUUCACGUCGCCCGGAAAGCGGAGCUUGGGGAUAAGGAUCGACGAAUGGGAAUUUAUACGUUUUAAAUUCAUCCCUGUGGGCCCCACGUAUGUUAUGGUACAGCCUGCACAACGCGAUUGUUCGACGUAUAGCAACUGCAAUGAGCAAGAUGCAGAGACAAAGCCGGCGUAGCUCGGAGGUGGAGGUUGCGCUUAUGCGCCCUGUAAGCACAGCUGGCUAAUAGCCUCGGAGCCCGUCCCCGACACCCUGCAGCCACACCAGAUUAGCAGUUGGCGUGACAUGGAUGUGAGCUUCACGAACGUGUUAGAGGGGGCUCGCCAGUACUUCCAGGGACUGCCCGUACCGAGUACAGGUAGUGGCGCGGCCACGUCGGUGGAUCACAAUCUCCACUCGACAUCCUCCACGAAUCCCGCCUCGUCCACAUCGGCGACGACGCACGAUCACGAUGCAUCGUCGCAGCCGACUCAAUCAACUCAGUCAAUCUCGACUUCCGCCAAUAGCAGCAGCAGUAAUAGCAGUAGCAAUGUCCAGGAGUCGAAUCGUUACCCCGCCGACGUUAGACCUUCGUCGUCCGUGGAAAGUGGAAAUGCGGCUGCCGGAUCUAGUUUCUGGAACCCGCACGUGGAGCCAUAUGCGCCGCAACCGACCAGGGUCGAAGUUCCGGACACGAGGCCAGGCGACGAAGGCUCCGCCAUGGAGCCCAGUUCCUCUUCUUCGGGCACUGUCACUUUAACCGAGAUGCAACCCUCAAAUUAUCAAUCCUCCUCCUCCUCCUCCUCUGUUGUCGCAUCGUCGUCGAAUUUCUCGCAGAGACCGCCGCCAACGUCAUCGUCGUCAUCGUCGUCGACCACCUCGUCCUCCAACGAUCACAAUCAUCACCAUCACCAACCUCAUCUCUCGACGGCGAACUCGUCGUCGCAUUUGCAUCAGAUGCAACCGCCCCAACCGCCACAUUCCCCUGGACCGGUGUACCAACAACUUAAUAAUGUCAGCAGGACGUCCUUCAGUGCGGCGGAGAUGCUCGCCUCUUCCUCAUCGCACUCCGCUUCAACCUAUCAGACCGCCAAUAACGAUAGACAAUCGCAGCCGAUCGUCGCGCAAAGGACUCAAUACUACCCACGUUACCAUCAUCCAGAUAUCACGAAAUGCGCACCGGCCCCGUAUUCACAGAGUUCCAUUUAUCAGUCUGCCAGCGUAGCGCAGCCUGCGAGCAUGGUUCAGCAACCGAGCACAAGACCGACGCCAGUAGAACAGAAUAAUGCGACAUCGUCUAAUAUCGUCACUCAAGGACAUUGUCCGCCGGAACAGCAACGAAUAUCUGGUACUUAUGGCAGCAACGUGCCACUUGUUCAAAGUCCUCUCGGCGGAGCUAUAGUGUACGGAUCCAGCUCCUCCUCUUCAUCCUCUCAAAGUUACCGUUCUACGAGUCAGUAUCAGCAGCAAACCCAUCGUCCGGCCGCUUCCGCUUCGAGCGUCAGCGAUAGGUCGCAUAGCUCGGACGGGUUGCAUUCUUCCACCGCUGCCUGCUCUUCGUCGUCACAGGCGGUCAGUCCACGUCAGCCUGGACCAGGAAGCUCCUCCAAUCACAUUCCUUCGCAGUCGCAGAAUCUUCCGGGUCACAUUCCUUCACCGCAUCUGCCGUCCGCUGCCACCUCGGUACACUAUCAUCAGCACCAGCAGCACCAGCAGCAGCAGCAUCAUCAUCAUCAUCAUCAACAACAAUCAUCGUCUUUACAACAGCAGCAGCAGCAGCAGCAGCAGCAUCAUCCUAGUCGUAUAAAUGCGUCGCCACAUUCGCACGGUUCCUCGUAUGGAGGUCGUAUAAUGUCGCUGCCACCGCACGGCGUCCCAUCGUCAUCGUCCUCCGUCAUGGCGGCGAACCAUUCGCAGCAGCAACAGAUGCCACCACCUCCAAGUGGAUAUCACGUAGGAACGACGCCGUCGCCGCAUCACGAGCCGUCGCCGCGUCACGCCACUCCGUCGCCGCAUCAUGCGACUCCAUCGCCGCAGCGGCAGUCGCCUCACGUGUCCAGCCUGCACGCAUCCCCAUCUCCUCAUCAUACUCCCUCGCCGCACAACAGCUUCCAGCCACAUUCGCCAACCUAUCCACCGCCGCCUCCGCCGCCGCCGCAACAACAGCAGCAGCAGCAGCAGCAGCAACAGCAGCAGCAGCAGCCGUCGGCUUCGUCAAGGUCGACACCACAUUCGUACAAUUUGUCAUCGGUCACCUCGCAGCAUUAUCAAACGAAUUACGUGGCGGCGGUUCGUGACGCGGCGAUGGGGUUGCCUUACGCACCGCCGCCACCGACCCAGUCUUCGUACCAUUCCUUCCAGAAGAACCCGCAACCGGAGUCUCAGGGCAGUAGCUAUUACUCCCAGCCAAACCGGUCUCACGGUCAGUCUUACGGUAUGCUGGUACCGCCGCAGACGGUAUACUCUAACACUCCCGGUAGCAAUAGUCUAGGUACCUACCAGCAAAAUGCCAGUAAGCACGCGACGUAUAACGGUGCGGAUGCUACGAAGAGAGGCGCGAUUGACAUUACGACGACACCUUACGGUACGCAUCGAUUGCCCGCGCAGAGGAGCACUAAUACGCAUAAUCUGCCGCCUAUCGCCGCGCUUUCGUCCUAUCAUUCCAACAGACGUGAACCGUUGGGAAAAUCGGCGCAAACGAUGGCACGACAACGAAUGCAUCUGACAAACGCAACCAACAAAAUCCCGUCCGUCGUGAUGCCACCCUCAUCUAUAGCGAUGCCUCCUCAAAGGGUUGCCGAAUAUUCAAUGACUCCGGUCUCGGCUAUGAACCACUCGAUACCGGUGAACGGUAGGACAACCACUGUGACAAACAUGACGUACGGUUCGCGAUACAGCGGCCAACAAGGCUAUCCAUCGUCAUCGUAUGCCACCACGAUGGCGCCCAGUCAUCAUAGCAACAACUCCACUAGCAGCACCACAGUGACCACUAUUAGUCACACUGGUUCAGGUGGCGCGAGGUCUUCCGUUUCAACGGUCCACGCGUAUCAGUCUUCCGACGAGCCGGAUCGGUCAGCGGGAUCGUCGUCCUAUCAUCAUCAGCCACCGACACGAAUAACGACCGAGGGCUAUGCCUACAAAGAAUAUCCUUACCAGAACCCAACGACAUCCGGUAGUCAAGCGACCUCGGUCGCCACUAUAGCAAGUUCUCCAUCGCCGAGCAACGCAGUUCGAAAGAGGGAAUCUCCUCUGGACUUGUCUGUGAAAACAGUUAAGACGUCGGCCGAUUCUACGGCGCAGGAUGAUCUUGAAACUAUCAACACCGACAAGCAUGUUAGUAGCUCAAGUUUGAGUUCAUCUAGGAACAACAUGAAUAGGCCGAUGCCACCUCCGGCUGUCGUGCAUCAAUCGGCAGCGGUACAACCAUCAUACCCGUCAUCGUAUGAUCAUAGGCCUUCGAGUAAUAGUUCAAGAAAUUCCAUGCCCGUAACCUGCAUCCGGGCAUCGACGCCUCAAACGGUGUGCGCGCCCAAAGUCGACUUUCUACCAGACUUUACCUCGACGCCGCUACGUCAUCAGUCGCACCACGAGAAUCCUCUUCGCAGAAGCACUACGCAGCAGCUUUACGUUCCAUCUGCCCAGCCUCCCUCGUCCCAUCACACGAACACCUCUCCAUUGCCUCAUAUGUCCACGUUCAAGAAGCGUCCACUGCCCACGUCGCCAUUGUAUGACGGCCUGACGAUACCACCGCCACCUUCAUCGUCCUCGUCGUCGUCGUCGACGUCUUCAUCUUACCUCCAGACAAAUGAUUCUGUGUCCUCGAGGUUCUCCAAGUAUCACUCGAUGAUGGAUCCAUCUUCGCGGCUUGGUCAGCCUACACUGCCCACACAAGAUUACCCGCCCGACUCCAGCAAGCACUACUUAGGGGACAGUAGAGUCAAAUUUGAUCAGCAAUUCUCUCAGCGUGAACGGCCAUUUAAAAGAGCCGGAGAGUCGAUUUAUGGCAUAGUCCCUAACAAGCAGGCUAGAGUCGCUUGGCGAGUACCGAGUACUGAAAAACAAAUUGUUGAGCCAAAGCUGCCGACCGCGGAUGCGCUCAACGAACAUCAUAAACGACAAGAAAUGAAUUUGUCGGUUCCUCUGCCGAAUGGAGCUCUUACGACAUCCAGCACCUACGAUCAGAGAACCGACAACAGCGGUUACUCGGCAGAGUCUAGAUAUCAGUCGGUAUACUGUGAUAAAAGGACCUAUCCGGAGUCUAAAGUCAUACGCAGUUCGCCGUCGUCGUAUAAUCAUCCGGUGAUCACGAAAUCCGCGAGUGUGCACCCAUUACCGCAACAACUGAGCAGUGCGCAACUGACCUAUCCGAAUUAUCGCCAGCCAGUUCCGAAGACGACGUGUCUCCCGAGUGGGGUAUCUGGCGGUCAGCCGAUGGAUCAACCUAGCAACACUGGUGCCGACAAGAGGGUGCUCAGCUUGCUGAGGAAUAGCUUGGAGAAUAAACAACAAAGGGAUGAACAGCUCAAUAGUCAGCAGCCUAUCUUAGUCAAUCACAAUCAACAGAGCUACCAGAAUAAGGUCGUCGCGCCAGUCGAGCCUAAGAGCAUCGGCAGGCACAAUCUGUCACCCUUCGCGGCGGCGAGUUUGUUUGAGCGUAACAGCAACACGCCGCCGCAUUACAAGUUCCACGUUCCGCGAGCAGUAGACUCGAUCACUCAGGAGGUGCCACGUAGCAUGUAUGCCUCGAGAGUGAACGCAUCUGCCACGCUACCCGGCAAGGAAGCUUCCCUCACGGGACCACGUGGCGCCGAGAACCAAAUCCACCGUGACAAGGACGACGGUCUUGCCGCUAUCUUAGCUGCGAAGAUCAGGACGAAGGCGGAAUUGAAACAAGUCGGAACCGGCCAAUUUGCAACGAAAGCAUCUUCCGUACUUCCUCAGGACGUGUCAUCAACGCCGAGAGAGAUCGAUAGUGCAGCCUCGACGUCGACGCCGCAGUCUGGCUCGUCGGCAGGUAGCCCGCCGAAAUUAACGCGCGAAAAGACGGUCUGUUUGCCGCCUAGAAGACGUUUGUUUUCGAGAACCGAGGAGGAGAACAUGCCAGUAGCGGCGACCGUGCCAGUUGCCGCCACGGUCGCGUCUACGGUCCCAGCCAGGACGAGCGGAGGAGCCAGGAGCUCCUCCGAAACAUCGGUCUUUGACUUCCGGGAGAGCGAUUCCGAAGGCGAGAUGCCAGUUCUCGAGCGACAAACCUUGGAGGAGAUGAGAAGAGACAGGAAACAAUUGUCCAAAGUACAACCCCCGAUACCUCUCAACGAUGCUGUAUGUAUGAAUAUGGCGUCCUCGACAGAUCUCGUGAAGAUAGAGUUAAAGGAGAACGACAAAAUCAACGACAUUGAUCCAUUUUGGAGUAACACCUGUGAUAAGUUUAUGGAGCAAUUACGCACGGGCGAUUCCGUGAAGAAACGAGGACGCAAGAAAAAAGUGGGCCUUAUCGCAACAUCAAAACUUGAAGACGCAGCGAACGAUAGUGAUAAAGAAUCGGAUACCAAUGCAUCGCAUUCCCAAAUUAAGCCCGAAGACAUUAAAAAGGAGAUAGAUCCGUCUAUUAAUGAUGAUAAAAAUUUGAUUUUCAAGGACAUUAAGAUCAAGACGGAACCCGGACUGAGAAAAGAGGAUGACAAACACUCGAGCGAUGAUUCAGACGAAGUGCCGUUAAUUAAAAGAACAAGGCAGGAAACGAAGAAGGAAGAUAGUGAUUGUGAUGAGGAAGUAAUAUGUCGAAAAAGACGGAUUCGUCGCGGCGGCAGGAUCAAAAUUCAAUCUUCUAGCGGUAGCGAAUCCUCGAGCGAGGAGAGCGAUGUCAGUACCGAAUUCGGCCAUGGUUCCACAGUGGCUGACAGACUUCGAGCUAGGAAACGGUCUAAGGCUAACGCGUCCGAAGGUAUGAAGCUUCGUUCGAGGGACAGUACUCCUCACAAGGCGAAAACGGACAAGGAAUCCAAAUUGUCGCCUCCCAAAGGUGGAACAUCCCAAAAAGCGAAACCGAAACCGUUGUUCGGUGACGGUAGUGAUUUCAGGCCCGGUUGGGAAGAGGAGGUUUACGUGUACAAAAAAUCUCUAAGAAUGCCACCCAGAUUAAUAACAGUGUCAAAACCGUCGCGUUUCCACCGACUGUCCACGUCAUUGCCAGAUUUAGAUCCUGGCUCGCCGGCAUUGUCCGUCUCGAUGGACAGUUCCGACGUGUGUCUUAGUCGUAAUAAGAGAGACAGCGACAUGGAGUCUAAUUACAGUUUCAGCAUCAUGGGACUCGGCAGUAAAAUUGACGACGAGGAGGCGACCUCAUCGACAACAGUUUCUUGUCCCCCGAAAGCCAUGAUAAAACACUUCCGUUCGGAAAACAAUUCUAUUGUUGAUGUUCUCGCGCAGAAGGUUGGAGGUGGUGGUAGUGGUGGUGGUGGUGGUCAGAAGGAUUCAAGGAAGAAGCAAAAUCUGAAAAGUAAUAAGAGCAGUAACGUUAAUAAAAGCAAUAACGAACCGGAACUUUUACCAACACCGGGUCUCACACCGAUUCCGUCGUCCGAGACAUCGACAAAGAGCUCUAAAAACAAGAUCGCGUCGAAGAAUAAUAGAAACCCGAUUAAAGUUACCAACUCCGUCCUCCUCGGUUACUUCCGCAAAGAGACGGUCAAUAAUUUCCGCGACGCGUUCAAAAACAAUCAUACGUUGCCCAACGAAUUCUCCACUCUGGUAUUGAAGAGCAGAACGAGAACGGAGACGAAAGUGUUGAAGAAGGAGGCGACUAUUCGCGAAGUUUUCGGCGAGGAUAGGCCCGCGUCUGCUCCACCGAUGCAGAAUCACGACGACACGUCACAGGACGACGAUUCGCAGAACGAAACGCCGGAGAAUACGUUGGGCAAGGUACGAACGUUGAAGCAAAAAGUGGUGUCCCGUUUGAGGAACGCUGGUAUACUACGAAGUCACAAGGCGAUUAUGAACUCAAAACGUCGUCUAUUAACUGCCGAGAGGCGAAAGGGUCUUCUUAAGUCGCUUGCUGAUAAGAAACUACAUCGUAUCAAGACUAAGAUAGAGCGAGAAGAGACGAAUGGCGCUAGAGAGGAGGAAAAUAACGAGAUGGAAGAUGACAAGAAUGAUUUGGAUCUUCGUAACAAAAAGAAGUUGAAGCUUCGACCUGGCCGACGAAAAUUCCGUUCUGGAUUCGAUUACAUUCGCAAGAAGAAGAAACCGCUAAAAAAAGACGAGGCAUUACCGAAGGAAAGGAAGAGGCAAAGUCAAGGUAACAAACCAAGUCCGGAGUGCGUAGCCGAUAUUCAGUCUGAGAUCAGAACGUGGGUUAUCAAGAAAGGCGUCGGGGAGACCAUAUUACACCGUGCUGCCCGUCUCGGUUACACGGACGUGACUGCUUAUUGUCUGGAGAAACUCAAUAACGCGCCGGGUCCCAAAGACAACGCGGGAUAUACACCGCUUCAUGAGGCGUGUUCGAGAGGUCAUCUGGAGAUUGCAAAACUUUUGCUGGCUUACGGCGCGAAUGUCAGCGAAAGCGCUAACGGUGGUAUCAGGCCACUUCAUGAAGCGGCGGAGAAUGGUGCUACAGAGCUUGUGCGAUUGUUGUUAUCGUACGGUGCUGAUCCAUUGUUGGCUACUUAUUCCGGACAAACGCCUUUGAUGCUAGCUGUUGAUACCGAAGCGCAUUCCAUUCUAGAACAGCACCUGGCUGACAUCCAAGGUCGUACCACUGUACCAUGGUCAUUUGCCGGUCCAUUUUCUAUUUUAGAUCCAGAAGAGACGGGCUACAAUCCGCUCGAUGAUGUUCCAUUGGAGAAUCCAGAGUCAGUUGAGCUGGAUGAUAUCGAAAUGGAAGUGAGCGACACGAAUCUACCUGUUCUCUUCACCCUGAACAACGAUCCCGACAAGUGGGUGCUGCUUCAAGAUCUCAUGGCGAUUUUGAGGAUAAAAAGUCGCGAAGCUCUUCUCCGCCAAGUCAAUCCGAAAGCUCCCUCUGGACCGCCUGCAAUCGCGCAUCGUGAUAUCAUGCGUGAUAUCAAGCUGGCAGAUUUCCUGGAACAGUCACGUUGUUGUCACCUGUUGAGCGGUGGCGAAAGGAUCAAUAUGCGCGGCUCCAAGGUGACUCUUAUCAAAUACAACGACAAGGUGAAGUCCCUGCUGAACGUGGAGAAAGUGCUGAUCAGCGGUAGGUGACAAGAGGCGUCUCUGGGGCGAUCAUCUCCCCAGAUAUCGAAACCAUCGACUUCGAUUCCGGCCAAGGAACAUCAGAAGAAAGCUGAAGGCAAAACUACGGUGAAACGCGAGCGGCAACAGGGAAGAAAGCGACAAGAAACUCGUAAUAAAAAUUCUGCGGACUGAGCGGUUCUCGGUAGUCAAUGAUUUAUUAAGAUAUAAUAAAAUUGUAAAAAUAAUAGCGAUUUAAGAGUUAUCGCUUAAAAGUUAAUGUUAUAAGGCCAGAUCGUUUUGAUAGCCGUUUCAUGAUGUGUUAAGAAGAGUAAGGAAGACAGAUUCUUGCUCCUUUAACGGAAAAAAUCCUAAAUGACUGAUGCGAAUCUGUUUGGAAAACUCGUCCCUGAAGAUUAAGAAAGACUGAUCGACACAAUGAAGAUCGGUGCUUUUGCGUGUGUCCAAAGACUGACUUCUCGAUUUAUCUUAUGCUUCGGAAGGUAAAUCAGACUAACCGAUACACUGAUAAUUGAUUUUCUCCUCUCGAUCUCAUAGUACAGAGCAUAACGAAAUGGAGUUUGAUAUUACAGUGAUAAGAAAUACGCACAUAAUCGGUUCCUUCAUUCAAGCGAUGAAUUUGUCAAUCGAAAUAAAGAAAGUCGGUAAUAAGCCGACAUUCUGCCGGGAGCGUAACGCGCAAUUAAACCUAACUUCGAAGCACAGCUGUGCAACUGUAGUUUUAGAUAAAAUUAUCUACUAUUUAAUGCGCAGCUAAGAGUGGGGAAACAGCUACCUGUGACAUUAUAUAGCAGUAUUGAAACGGGAUAUAUAUAUACGUAAUAUACCCAUAGAACGAGAAUAUUUUAUUAAUUCUCUUAAGGACUGAGUAAAUAAUCAGAAGUUUGUUAACAUAAAGUUUUUAGGCGAAAUGAAAGGAAGGGGAAACACGCGUUGUUUAGGCGAUUAAGGCGACGGGAAAACGAAAUCUUUGACAGUAGGGGUUUCUCUGAAUCGUCGAACCAAGUCUCGGAAUAGUAAUAAUAAAUAUAACGCUAACGUAAAUAGGGAGUAAUAAUUAUAUUAGGAAUGCGAGAAAACGUAGCUGUCAUACCAGAUAUAUUUUUAUCUCGUACGUGGCUUCAAGAAGUUUCUCUGUUUUUAAUAGACUUCAUUCCGAGAUUUGUGGAAUUAAAAUGCGCGCCCGUGUGCGUUAAUAUCAAUUUUUCUUUCUUUUUGAGCUACUACAGAACGCGUCGUUUGGUAAAAAAAGAAUCGACAUUAAGAGAGAGCGUAACAUAAUUGCUAUCACGAAUGAUAAUGUUACCACAGUUUAGUCCUUGUUUUUCCUUAUGUUAGGGAAGAGUUGUACAUUAUGCCGUGCGAGUUAUAUUUAUGAAAUGUGUUAAUCGAUCAUUGCAAAUAAGGUGCUUGAAAUUGAAAAGCUAGACGAGUUGAAUUUCAAUUCAUCGAGUCCAGAAAUAAUAUUUGAUCCAUUGAGGAGACACCGUUACACGUAUAAAGGUGCAUAUCUGUUGUCUAGUUCUAUUUUUAAAUAUUUCGCUGUUUUUAAUAUUCUAAUGUACAUAUAUUUGUACAUUAGAAUAUUAUUAAUAUUA
Wasmannia auropunctata (little fire ant) is the source of this 10774-nucleotide messenger RNA. RefSeq lists its product as uncharacterized. Bases 1272 to 9185 code for a protein of 2637 amino acids. NCBI's taxonomy places the organism in Eukaryota, Metazoa, Arthropoda, Insecta, Hymenoptera, Formicidae. Gene Ontology annotation, molecular function: protein binding; transcription corepressor activity. The transcript is spliced from 14 exons. Gene Ontology annotation, biological process: negative regulation of transcription by RNA polymerase II. The record is from RefSeq and is a predicted model, not a curated record. Gene Ontology annotation, cellular component: nucleus.